GUCCAUCCCUUGACACAAUUUCCUACCUCGCGAUUUUCUCGGCGCGUACGUCUUGUUCGCCGCUUCCUUGUGCCAAAGCGCUGCAGUGACUUCCACACGUGCCAAAACCGGAGAAAGUCGAUGCCUCGUAUUCUGAACCAGGCAGGUAAGACAUGCAACACCUGCCGCGUCCGCAAGGUCAAAUGCGACGAGGCUCUGCCCGCGUGCCUACGUUGCCGCAAGGCUCAGCGAUACUGUGAUCGCACCAUCCCGCUUCCACAACACAGCAAGAGUCAAGAUGAGACCCCGAAGCCCGAUCUCGCCGCCUUCCCAUCACCAUCCAACCCCCGCGAAGCCCUCCAGAACCCGUCCAUAGCACGCUACUUUUCCCACUACAUCACCACCAUCGCGCCAUGGUACGACCUCAGCGACGCGUCUCUGACCUUUGCCACAAGCCUUCCAGAGGCCGCCUGCGAUAACCCGCUGCCCUUUGCCGCCAUUCUGGCAUUGUCCGCGGUCCACACGAGCCGGACUACCGCGCCCUCCGCCAGGGUGGCGGCCGAGUUUUAUCAUGGCCACUGCGUUCGUUUGCUGAUUAAUCUGACAGUGGAGGAGCACGACAAUGAUGAGAGAACGCAGGGGCUUGCGCUGGCUUCUGUUUGUCUCUUGCGGUCGUAUGAGAUUUUAAGUGAAGAGGUUGACCCAAACAGGCACCUUCAGGGAGCAUAUUCUCUGGCAGCCUAUCAUACCCCUCAAACCGACUCCUUUGGGUCUAGCCUUCGAGCAGCAGGCUUCUGGAACUACAUGCGCGAGGACAUCACCUUUAGUUUAUUCCGAAGAUGCCCGCUCAAGAUAAAUCUUGCUCAGGUGACCCCGACCCUACCGAUGACAGGCCAAAGAACCGAUCAAGACUGCCUCAAUGCCAUUACUCUCAUUCUCGGACGCAUCAUCAAUACAUGCGUCGCAGGCUCAGAUCCCGUCGCGGGUGACUCGUGGUCUAACCUUUCUCAUCUGUUAUUUGAAUGGCGUGAAAGUCUACCAUCACGAUUUGAACCCUUCUCCACGGUUGAGCGCGGUCUGGGCCUCGCCUUGCCAUCCAUUUGGCUGCUUAGAGAUCACCACGCGGCGGCCCUCCACUAUCAACUCGUCGCCGCAACAAUACUCUGUUUCCACGCCAACCCGCAUCAACUAUCAAGUCUUCAAAGCACGCUACACGACCGGCUCGGCCCUCAAGACACAAAAGACGAUAUCCUGGAGUACCUCGCCCUUGACGUCUGUGGCGUAGCAUUCACUGCCAACAAGCCCUCGGUUCAAGUCAACGCCUUUGGCCCCAUCGCAUUCUGUGCACGAUUCAUCAGAGCGGAAGCCUCGCGACAGGAGCUGAUCCGCCGCCUCUUGGCGUGCAAGCGGACAAUUGGCUGGCCAGUUCAGACACUCGUCUCGGACCUGGAGGCGGGUUGGAGGAAUCCACCGCCGCUGGAACAUGCAGGCGACGGAUGAUGAGACGGAUAUUGAUCAAAGGAUGGCCAGUCGUAGCUAGCUAUGAAGAGGGGGUAUGGGGGGUCAGCGAGCGUACCCCGAGCUCGGGUUUGGAGAAAACCCUCGGAAACCUACCAUAGUAGUACCUAGGGGUCUGGAGUGGAUGGGGAAAUGCACGUUGUGUCAUCCAAACCCGAGCUCGGAAUUGGGGCAGGGGGCCUCUUCUCAAGCCUCCUCACUUCAAAAUAUAAAUGCAUGAGAAAUCUCUGGACUCUCUCAUCCAUGUAUUCAUCUGUCC
Colletotrichum acutatum is the source of this 1756-nucleotide messenger RNA. RefSeq lists its product as uncharacterized. Gene Ontology annotation, molecular function: zinc ion binding; transcription cis-regulatory region binding; DNA-binding transcription factor activity, RNA polymerase II-specific. The record is from RefSeq and is a predicted model, not a curated record. NCBI's taxonomy places the organism in Eukaryota, Fungi, Ascomycota, Sordariomycetes, Glomerellales, Glomerellaceae. The transcript is spliced from 8 exons. Gene Ontology annotation, cellular component: nucleus. Gene Ontology annotation, biological process: positive regulation of transcription by RNA polymerase II. The coding region runs from base 121 to 1479 and encodes 452 amino acids.